AUGCUACGACCUUGGUUUUGCUUUAAAUCGUGCGUUUCUUUAUUAUCGAAUCGUCGUCAAUAUGGUUUUCGUUAUCUUGCCACGGCGGAACCAUCAAAGUCAGAGAAGCCAGCCAAGCCAGCCAAGCCAAUGUCUGUUCAAGAGAAAAAGAUGCGACUAGGACAAGAUCAAUUCAGAAAAGAAUUGGAAGAACGAAUAUCCAAGAUACCCAUUCAAAACUAUAGAAAUUUCAGUAUUGUGGCACAUGUUGAUCAUGGGAAAUCUACAUUAUCCGAUAGACUUCUUGAACUUACAGGGGUCAUUGAGCCGGGCUCUAAAUCUCAAGUACUUGAUAAACUUGAUGUGGAAAGAGAGCGAGGAAUUACGGUCAAAGCUCAAACGGUCUCGAUGUUAUACACCGAGCCAGCUUCAGGGCAGGAUUAUUUACUUCAUUUGGUUGAUACUCCUGGUCACGUUGAUUUUAGAGCUGAAGUCUCGCGGAGUUAUGCGUCGUGUGGAGGGGCUUUACUUUUAGUUGAUGCUUCGCAAGGUGUGCAGGCUCAAACAGUUGCAAACUUUUUUCUUGCUUAUAGCAUGGACUUGAAACUUAUACCCAUUAUAAACAAAAUCGACCUUGACCUGGCAAAUAUCCCUAGAGCUAUGGAGCAAGUGGAGACUACGUUUGAGUUGGAUCCUGCAGAUUGCAUUCCAGUAAGCGCCAAAACAGGUCUCAAUGUUGACAAAAUAAUUCCUUCAAUUAUCAAAAACAUCCCUGCUCCUGUGGGUGAUGAAUCAAGACCAUUAAAAGCUUUGUUGGUUGACUCGUGGCAUGAUCCGUAUGUGGGUGUGGUGAUGUUGGUACAUGUUGUUGAUGGAAAAUUGAAAAAGGGAACAAAGCUACUCUCGGCGCACACAAACAAAACUUAUGACGUGAAAGAAGUGGGGAUAAUGUACCCUGAUAGAACACCAAUGGAAUAUAUCAAAGCCGGUCAAGUCGCUUAUGUGAUUCCGGGGAUGAAAAACCCACGUGAAGCAUUGGUGGGUGAUACUUUUUUCCAAUUGGGAAAAAGCGAAGGCUUAGACCCACUUCCAGGUUUUGAGGAGCCCCAACCUAUGGUGUUUGUAGGAGCGUUCCCUUCGGAAGGAAAAGAUUUUAGCAUUAUGGAUGAUUCUAUACAAAAUCUAGUGCUCAACGAUCGGUCCGUGCAUUUGGAAAAAGAGACAUCGAAUGCAUUAGGUUCAGGCUGGAGAUUGGGAUUCUUGGGAUCUCUACAUGCAUCGGUCUUUAAAGAGAGGUUGGAAAAAGAGUAUGGUGCGAAAAUAAUAUUGACCGCACCAACUGUGCCGUAUAAAAUUGUAUUCAAAAAUGGUGAUGAGAAAAUUAUCACUAACCCUGAUGAGUUUCCCGAUAAUAAAAUGCAUAACUUGGUAUCGCACUAUAUGGAACCUUAUGUUGAGACUAUUAUGACCUUGCCCAAUGAAUAUGUUGGUACUGUUAUGCAACUAUGUUUGAGCAACAGAGGUGAGCAGAAAGAAGUCGAGUACCUCAACACCGGCCAAACACUUUUACGAUACGAUAUUCCCAUGGCACAAUUGGUUGAGGAUUUUUUUGGAAAAUUAAAAGGUUGCACAAAGGGGUAUGCGUCUUUGGACUAUGAAGAUGCUGGAUACCGUAAAUCUGAUAUUGUAAAGAUGGAACUAUGUGUCAACGGAGAGCCGCAAGAUGCCCUCACCACGAUUGUGCACAAGUCAAUAGCACAAGCAAAGGGUAAAGAGUAUGUGACUCGAUUCAAGAAAUUUUUGAGGUACCAGCUUUUCGAAGUCGCCAUUCAAGCUCGAGUCAACAACAAAGUGAUUGCGAGAGAAACUAUUAAGGCCAAGCGGAAGGAUGUUACUCAAAAGUUGCAUGCUGCAGAUAUCUCCAGAUAUAAAAAAUUGUUGGAAAGACAGAAGGAAGGAAAGAAACAAAUGAAGGCAGUGGGACGUAUUAAUAUCGGAAAUGAUGCCUACCAAGCAUUUUUACGUCGUGAUAACUAG
This is a messenger RNA of Lodderomyces elongisporus, 2016 nucleotides long. It is a transcript of the gene GUF1, whose product is annotated as GTPase. Gene Ontology annotation, biological process: positive regulation of translation. Gene Ontology annotation, cellular component: mitochondrion. Gene Ontology annotation, molecular function: mitochondrial ribosome binding; GTPase activity; GTP binding. Bases 1 to 2016 code for a protein of 671 amino acids. Lineage: Eukaryota; Fungi; Ascomycota; Pichiomycetes; Serinales; Debaryomycetaceae. The transcript has a single exon. The record is from RefSeq and is a predicted model, not a curated record.